This is a messenger RNA of Paramormyrops kingsleyae, 1482 nucleotides long. Lineage: Eukaryota; Metazoa; Chordata; Actinopteri; Osteoglossiformes; Mormyridae. The record is from RefSeq and is a predicted model, not a curated record.
GGACAACUCCUCCUGCUGUUGCUAUGGGCCACCCACCCUACCAUGGCAACCAACUGGCUCUCGCUGGCGAGGAUGCCACACAACCGGCCCGUGUCUGGUGCUGCCCCCUGUGGGCGGCUGCGGGGCCUGUCUGUGGGGCAGGUGGGGGUAUGCCGGGCCAGGGGAGAGGUGAUGGAGUCUGUGCGCAGGGCUGCAGAGAUGGUGAUAGAGGAGUGCCAGCACCAGUUCCGCAACCGGCGAUGGAACUGCUCCACCACCCCACGUGGGGUCAACGUGUUCGGGAGAGUUAUGACCCAAGGCACACGUGAGGCAGCCUUCGUACAUGCCCUGUCGUCAGCGGCAGUGGCUGUUGCAGUGACUCGGGGCUGCAGCCGGGGGGAGCUGGAGAGGUGUGGCUGUGAUCGGAAGGUCAGAGGAGUCAGUCCUGAAGGAUUCCAGUGGUCUGGCUGCUCAGAUAAUCUGUCCUAUGGGGUGGCCUUCUCCCAGACCUUCGUUGAUGAGCCAGAGCGUGCCAAGGGCCUGUCGUCAGGGAGGCCACUGAUGAACAUUCACAACAAUGAAGCUGGCAGGAAGGCAAUCCUGCACAACAUGCAGGUGGAGUGUAAGUGCCAUGGCGUGUCGGGCUCCUGCGAGCUCAGGACUUGCUGGAAGGUGAUGCCACCUUUCCGCCGGGUGGGCACUGUGCUGAAGGAGCGCUUCGACGGGGCCACGGAGGUGCGCCUGUCUCGGGUGGGCUCCAGGACAGCACUGCUGCCCCGUGACCCCCACGUGAAACCACCUGCAGCCCGCGACUUGGUAUAUCUGGCACCUUCCCCGGACUUCUGCAGCCUGGACCCGGACAAUGGGAUCCCAGGCACUGCUGGGAGGCGUUGUAACGGCACCUCCAGACUGGCCCCGGACGGCUGCGAGCUGGUGUGCUGUGGCCCCGGCUUCCAGGUGGGCCGGGCGGAGGUGGUGCAGCGCUGCUCCUGCAAGUUCUCCUGGUGCUGCUCGGUGCGCUGCCAGCAGUGUAAGAACACGGUGCUGAUCCACACAUGCCAGGAGUGAGCGGACAGGUGGCCGGGCAGGCAGGCGGGAGGCAUCUGUGCAUACGGCACAUCCCGCAUUAGCACUAACAGACAGCCAGCUAGGCUCUGCGCUGAUGAUAUGCAAACCAACGAGCUGCUAGUAAAAAGUAUCACUACAUACAGCUGUACUAUCAUUUAGCGCAUAGCUUGUUUGAUUGUUUCAUAUUCAAACCCACUGUUCAGCCUGUUACCGUCCACUAUUUAUUUUUACGCCCAGCAUCCUUCGUGUUUGUAUUUAUUUGUGUCUCGGAUAACAUGCCCCCCCCCCCCGUAGAUAGGUGGCAGUCUAUGCCCAAGAGGAGAGCUCCUCACACUCUCAUAAUCCUGGGCCCCUCUGCAGCUUUGACAUCUACUGUUUUUUCCUGGAUUCCAGCAUUUUAUAGACGAUUUGUUUAAAUAAACAGCUUUCACAGCA